ACGGUCUUGUUGUACAAUGGAGGAUGUAAAGCAGAUGUUGGUACAGCCUGUACUAAUGAUCCUGUGAGUAACUGUACUACAGAGGAGAUCUGUAGUGAUGGAUCAUGUGCCUGUGACACGACAACUCAUUACGAAAGUGGAUCAACCUGUGUAACAAGAUUAAAUCCAGGAAUGACAUGCACUUCAUUACCAACAAAUGCAUGCAAGGACAACUCUGUGUGUACCACCAAUAAUGAGUGUACCUGUAAUGAGGGUUACUAUGACAGUGAUGGCUCGACAGCCACUAGUGGGAUAUGUACUGCAAAGAUCGCAUUGAGCCAGACCUGUAGUAAUAGUUUAGUAGGAGUUGUCCAGUGUGUGACCAGUGGAGCUGAUUGUGCUACUGACAACAAAUGUAGAUGUAACACAGGAACAUUUGAUGGCAAUGGGUUUGGUACAGCUGAUGGUGUGUGUGUAGACAUAAACAACCUAGUGGUAAGUUCAGUGGGAUACUCAAACCUUGGGACCAACUCUGUCACUAUCAGCUGGGCAGCCCCGUCCACUUACAGUAGUCAGGUCACCAGGUACGAAGUGACAUGGACCAGUACUGCAGGAAAUGGCAACAAAAUUGGUGAUACAUCUACAUCUCUGGAAGUCACAGGAUUACAGUCAGCAUCACAAUACAGCUUCUAUGUAAGGACGAUUGAAUCUGGAAGUCAGACCACUGAACAACUAGUAACAACAACAACACCAUUGAUGGUUACAACAAAAAGCCUACUGGGAAACACAUGUGGUGACUGUGCUGACCCAAAUGCCAUUUGUAGUACCAAAUGUGUGUGUGAUUCUGGUUACUAUGACAGCGAUGGAGAUACUACUAAUGUUGGUGGUACAUGUACUCAAAAGAUCGCAUUGAGCCAGACCUGUAGUAAUAGUUUAGUAGGAGUUGUCCAGUGUGUGACCAGUGGAGCUGAUUGUGCUACUGACAACAAAUGUAGAUGUAACACAGGAACAUUUGAUAGCAAUGGGUUUGGUACAGCUGAUGGUGAAUGUGUCAAUAUAAACAACCUAGUGGUAAGUUCAGUGGGAUACUCAAACCUUGGGACCAACUCUGUCACUAUCAGCUGGGCAGCCCCGUCCACUUACAGUAGUCAGGUCACCAGGUACGAGGUGACAUGGACCAGUACUGCAGGAAAUAGCAACAAAAUUGGUGAUACAUCUACAUCUCUGGAAGUCACAGGAUUACAGUCAGCAUCACAAUACAGCUUCUAUGUAAGGACGAUUGAAUCUGGAAGUCAGACCACUGAACAACUAGUAACAACAACAACACCAUUGAUGGUUACAACAAAAAGCCUACUGGGAAACACAUGUGGUGACUGUGCUGACCCAAAUGCCAUUUGUAGUACCAAAUGUGUGUGUGAUUCUGGUUACUAUGACAGCGAUGGAGAUACUACUAAUGUUGGUGGUACAUGUACUCAAA
Molecule: messenger RNA, 1456 nt
Organism: Pecten maximus
Lineage: Eukaryota; Metazoa; Mollusca; Bivalvia; Pectinida; Pectinidae
Molecular function (GO): protein binding
Source: RefSeq, a predicted model, not a curated record